AUGUCUUCGAUUCCAUUCCCCAACCUAGACCCAUAUGAGACCCUUGAGGCUUAUAAGGAUAGCUCUCCCAUAGAGAUCAAAAAGCAAUACAGAAAAUUGUGUUUGAAAUACCAUCCCGACAAAGUGGUGAAUGGAUCUGAUGAGUUAAAAGAGGAAAGCAAGAUGCAAUUUGAGAAGAUCUCCUUUGCCUAUUAUGUUUUGCAGGAUGAUGGCCGCAAGAAACAUUACGAUGAAUAUAAAGAUUUUGAAUUUGAUAGAUUGGAAGACGAUUCCGAGUUCAAUUGGAAAGAUUAUUUUGAUGUCAUCAAGGGCGAGAAAAUAACUGAGGAGGUAAUAGAAAAGGACAAGAAAAAUUAUCAAAAUUCAGAUGAGGAGAGACAAGAUAUAUUGAAGGAAUUUUUGUAUUUAAAGGGGAAUUUUCUAGAUUUGUUUGAGAAUAUCCCACAUCUAGAAUUUAGCAAAAAUGAAGAAGAGAGGAUCUAUAAUUUGGUCUCUGAGAUAAUAGAAAACGAGGAAAUCAAUAAAGAUGAUGAAUCUAUAGCCGGGUUUGACAAGUACAAAAAAACAAGAAAAUCUAGAAUUAGACACAAACUAAGACAAAUGAGAAAGGAAGCCAAAGAAGCUGAGGAGUUAAUGGAGAAAUUGAAACAGAAGGACCAAACAAACAGCAAAAAAAGAAAAAUCGAGGGGGAAGAUGACUUGAAACAGAUAAUCAUGGCAAGACAGAGCAACCGGCUCGACAAUCUCAUUAGCAAAUUGGAGGCCAAAUACGUGAAAACCCCAAAAAGCAGCAAAAGAAGCAGAAAAACCCGAAAGGUUAGUACCAAAUAG
This is a messenger RNA of Ascoidea rubescens DSM 1968, 831 nucleotides long. Its product is annotated as J domain-containing protein. Gene Ontology annotation, cellular component: cytoplasm; nucleus. Gene Ontology annotation, molecular function: heat shock protein binding. NCBI's taxonomy places the organism in Eukaryota, Fungi, Ascomycota, Saccharomycetes, Ascoideales, Ascoideaceae. The transcript has a single exon. The record is from RefSeq and is a predicted model, not a curated record. Bases 1 to 831 code for a protein of 276 amino acids.